Molecule: messenger RNA, 522 nt
Organism: Microtus ochrogaster (prairie vole)
Lineage: Eukaryota; Metazoa; Chordata; Mammalia; Rodentia; Cricetidae
Product: C-type lectin domain family 2 member E-like
Exons: 4
Coding region: 1-522 (173 amino acids)
Source: RefSeq, a predicted model, not a curated record
AUGGUGAGCAGACAUCCUUGCCUUGUUCAGGGUCAUCUUUACCUGGUGUUGCAGGUUUUUGAAAUUGAUAUUCUGAUAUUUAUAUUUUCAGUGAAGAAAGUCAUUGAGCGUCAUGGACCCUGCUAUGACACCUGCCCAGGAAAAUGGAUUGGAUUUGGAAGUAAAUGUUUUUAUUUUUCUGAAGACAUGAGAAACUGGACAUUUAGCCGGACCUCCUGUAUAACAUUAGAAGCCCAUCUAGCUCAAUUUGAGAGCCUGGAGGAGCUGGAUUUUCUGAGGACACAUAUGGGGCCUUUUAACCACUGGAUCGGCUUGCACAGAGAAUCACAAGAGCAACCUUGGAGGUGGACAGACAACACUGAAUAUAACAAAAUAGUUCUCACCCGAGGAGAAGGAGAGUGUGGCUACCUGAGUGACAUCGGGAUCAGCAGUGCCAGAGAUUACACACAUAGAAAGUGGAUUUGUAGCAAGUCCAACAGAUCUACUGUACAGUGCCCAGAAAUUUUAAAUCAAGGAGAGUGA